This is a messenger RNA of Branchiostoma floridae (Florida lancelet), 1795 nucleotides long. RefSeq names its product arrestin domain-containing protein 3-like. Bases 58 to 1248 code for a protein of 396 amino acids. Gene Ontology annotation, cellular component: cytoplasm. The transcript is spliced from 7 exons. Gene Ontology annotation, biological process: protein transport. NCBI's taxonomy places the organism in Eukaryota, Metazoa, Chordata, Leptocardii, Amphioxiformes, Branchiostomatidae. The record is from RefSeq and is a predicted model, not a curated record.
GUUAAUUCUCCCAUGCAGAUAUCAAUUGAUUUAAACGUUUGACUACCCGAAGACAUCAUGCCGGCUCUCAACUCCUUCUACAUCACAUUCGAGAAGAACAUGGACGUGUAUCAAGCUGGACAAGUCGUCAGGGGGCAGGUAGAGGUGGAACUGAAUGAAGAUAUGAAGAUGGGAGGGAUAAAACUCUUGAUGAAAGGAUCUGCCCAAUGCCGCUGGGUUGUUUCUACCGGGAAAACAACGGUUGUGUACACCGGCAGGGAAGUGUACUUCGAGAAAACGGUGACGCUUUGGGGCCCGGGCCCAGGCGAGGCGACGUUCGGAAACACCCCUGUACUGCCGGCGGGCAAACACACCUAUCCCUUCGAGUACCAACUCCCCAGUGCAGGCCUGCCCACUUCCUUUGAGAGUCGUUACGGGUACGUGCGCUACUUCGCCGAAGCUAUCAUAGACAGACCAUGGAAGUUUGACAAGAAAACCAAGAGGGCCUUCACUGUGCUGGACAUGUAUGAUCUCAACGAGGACCCUAACGCAAUGACCCCGUCGGCUGCUCAAGACUCGAAAAAGCUUGGAUUCUGGCAUUUUGCUUCCGAUCCGAUCGAAGUGCAGGUCCAAACGGACCGAGGAGCGUAUUGUCCGGGAGAGACUGUCAGGCUCAGCGGGACUCUAAAGAAUGGCAGCGGAAUCGAAAUCAAAGAGACAACUGUUCAACUCAGACAGAAGGCGACAUGCUUUGCUACCUCUUCACACAAAGAGAUUUGCGGGCAGAAAACUCUGAGCGAAAUAAAGGCAUUGGGCUGCAAAGCGAAGGACGCUACUGACCUGAGCAGUAUAGCUCUUCCGAUCCCUGCCAUCCCUCCCUCCUCUGAACGAUACUGCAACAUCAUUGACGUUGAGUACAAGAUCAAGUUCAUCGUAAACAUCCCGGGACUGCACACGAACCUCGAUGUCGAGAUGCCGAUCACCAUUGGCUCCAUCCCCCUGAAGAGUUAUUACCCACAAGCCCCUUCUUUCCCCCUACAUCCGGUAGAACAACCGCCACCUUCCAAUGAGUCUUUGUACCCAAACCUCGGUUUCGCACAGUGGACGUACCCGGCAACUACUGACCCCAGUGCACCACCUCCGCCUUACUUUGCGGUGUCGACGGAAGGACCUGUAGCACUCGCCGAAGACAAGGAGGACAAAUACACCAUGGGCCCGACGGAGUACGCUCCCAAGUACGCCUACUACGACUGGAGCAAGCACGCUUAGGCUUAGAUCCAAUUGGAAAAAGGGGCCCUGUUGGGCAGCUCACGGGCUGUUUGGGGACACUUUCGGGCACUUUUCGAACACCUUACGGCACCCGGGAUAUAUUUGAGCAUGGCCGGGACCCGGGUUUAUUUUAAGUCGGACUGAUUAUCUGCAAUGAUACACUCAUGUUUAUAGUCCACCAAUGUCAUCAAUUUGUUUAAGUUAUUCUGUUAAUUUCUUUGUCAGUUACACCCACUUGGUUAUUUAAUCUAUAUCAUUUAGUUGUUGCAUUGUUGCAGCGAUUUGACGUUUUGUUAUUUAUGUUAUAACUUACUGAUGACCUAUGACCCCUCCUCAUUAUAUCAAGUUCACUGAGUUGAUUUUUAUUUUGACACUGCAGUUUGCUUUCAAUACUUGUUAUUUUAUGCUUCUACAUUUAUGUUGACUCAUGUUUUUGAUUGUGUUGUAACCUGUUUUGUAAACUGUAAAAAUGGACUCCAGGAAGCUAAGAAUAGAGUUUACGACAAAAUUGUUAAGUCUAAUGGAGAUCCCAAUAAACAGACAAACA